UUAUUUUAACAACUGCAGUAACUAAAAUAAUGAAUAUACACAGUCCGAGUUUCAUGGCAAGCGAGACUGCGAGAAUGAAUGGACGAGUGACGUUUCACGCGAGUCAUUGAAGACGUCGCUGUCGCAUCUUGCCCGUUCCUUCCGAGCAACACCGAGCAAUCCGAGCUCGGGACAGGUCGCGGAUGUGUCCAUGUCCAUCCGCGCGGUUGUCUGUGGUGGUGCGGUGGCCCGAACGAGUCGUGUGUGCGCCAGAUCCAUCGAUUUAACGGGUACACAAAAUAAGAUGCAACGUUGUCUCACUGUCUGGUCACGUCGCCCGUCUGGACGUGUCGAGGAGCUGACGACGUCGAGCACAACCGCGUGCAGGAUCGUCAGGCGUUAAAAGACGUUAUGGGAAGAUGGUGAGGCAGCUCGGUCACCUCGGCCACUGGGAGCAUGGGUUCGCAAACGCUGGAGAUCCUGAGGCAGGGCGUCUGGGCGAGCCUAACGGGCGGCUGGUUUUACGAUCCGCAUCUCGACGUUUUCUCCAACACGUUCCACCUCUACGUCUGGCUGUUUCUCCUCUGCCUGCCGUUCACGAUCUACCUGUAUUUUCCUCCAACGUUAUACGUUUGGCUAGCGUACUGCUCGUCAUUCGUCGCCGUUUUCGGAACGAUAAAGUGCAUGAAUCAUGCUCUGCACUGUGUAUAUGAUACCACGGAAUGUUUGGAGGAACCUAAUCAAACCAUCAGUCAGCAGAAAUCGGAGGGUGAGAAGAAAUGGGCGGGCCAUAACAAAUCUAGGGAACAGUCGCAAGAUCAGACCGGCCAUGGCAUAGAGCUGCAAGUUUUGAAUGGUAAAACGGACACCCCACCUGUAGAAUGUUCAUCACGUAACUCGUUUAUUGAACCAAAUAUACAAAAUUCCGACGCAGAUAGUAUAACGUCUGAAUAUACUCGGGAUAAAGCUAGUUCGACCAUAGAUUUAAAGGUCGAGAUACAUAGGAAAAACAGUUCGGAAAGCUCGGAAGAGGCGCAACAGCUUAGUAAACCGAUGAUAACCAGCAUUAACGUGCACGAAGCUGAAUUAGUUUCCGCGCAAUAUCACGAGCCACGUUCUAAAAACAUUAUAAAUGAAUGGAAAUUAAAGCGGCAAAAGUGUGUGGUAAUAGCGGAGGAAGAUCGACCGGGAUCGCGUAAAUUAUGUCGGCAUUCGUCCGAGGAGUCUAGAAUUCGACACUCUAAACAAAGCAAUCUCGGUAAAACGGGAUCCGAAAGCCAAAUAAAGCAGACCAGUUCGUUAGAAUUGACAAAUCAUCGCCAUAUCGGCGACGAUUAUCCAUACUGGAUGUUCAAUCGAAGCGUCCGCAGGCUUAACUCCAACUCCAUACCAAAAGCACGUUUGACGAACGAUCAUCCACAGAGCUUAGAAAUCAUAUCGAAGAAGGGGGAUACGGACAACAAUAAGAUCUCGUCUCAUCCGCAAUCGUUAGAGGUUAUUACCAAGAAACCACAUCAGCAACUGGUACAUCCGCAAAGUCUCGAAACAAUUGGUGCCACUAGUAAAAAUAUAAGUAACAAUGACGAUAAUAACCUGCCUCUUCAUCCCCAAAGUCUUGAAACAAUUAAUACCAAAAAGGUCUUACCCCAAAACACACUGAAGAGAAACCAACUACAGCUCUUACCGUAUCUUAGUUUCGGGUCCGAGAUAGUUUACCCGAUAGCAGAGCAGAGCGACGAACAAUUUGCCAAUGAGAGUUCGGAAGAAUUCAGCCUGUGCGACUCCUACAGUCCAUUACUAACGCGAAAAAAUAUAAGUAAUGUGAGCGCUACGUCUAAUCGAGAUAGAAGUCUCAGUGCUGGCAGGUUUGAAGAUAGAUUCUCGAGGUUUAACGACGACAACGGAAUAGAUAGUAACUCAGCAAAUUCUCGAGAUGCUUUACUAGAGGAAUCAAAGUCUAGAGGAGUGAAACGGAGGUAUAGCAACACCAAUCAGAGCGGCCAUGAGUUUUUAGACGGUGAGAAAUGUAAGGAGAAAAGGCGGGAUAGAUCCAAAAACAUGGAAGAUCCGCUCAACUCGGGGAGUAUAGUCGGAAUAGAUUGGUUGUUCGAGAGCGGGGAUUGUUCGGUGGAACCGUGGGCAAGUAAGAUAUUUUGGACUUUCACUCGCUCUGAUGAUACGGAUACGUCAGAAAGCCUACAGACGGCUAGUACAGAUUAUCUUCAUUCUAAAGAGCCUGAUUCGGGAUCGUCCAGUACAACAACCCUGAGUAUCGAGAACGAGGUGAAGCGAAAUUUGCUGCCGCAACUGGAAGUAGACAACACCGCAAAGCGUCAUCAGGGAGCGAUCCCCAAGCAGAACCGUCCAAAACCUACUGCGUCGGACGCUGCGGACGACAGUAUUGUGUCGAGCGUCGAACAGCCGCGGGAGAAUCUUAAACGUUACAUCGAAGUGCGACGAGAGAGGACCAGGAGACGAGAUGCCAAGUUUGAGCAGACAAGCGGUUCGAACAAUGAGUUGAGCACAUUGUUGCCGGGCCCGGCAUCUCCAUUACUGGCAGCGUUAUUGAACAAUUCCGGCCGAGAUCUGCCCGGUCAGUCGAGCACCACGUCAUCCGAUUUGCGACUCAGUCGUAAUUCCGAGAAGCGAACCUUUCGGACCAGAUAUGGACGAUUGAAACGGCCCAAUAGAACUUACCGUGCUAGGUCGCGCAAUAUUGCCACUCGCGACGAUAACGUCGUUCCGUUGACCGCGCUGUUCGGCUUGAUCUCGAGCGGCGAGUGUCAUCUAGCUACUAAUCAGAAUGAUACCUCAGAGGGAGCGGUGCACUACUUUCGCGACGAUAACGGCCACUGGUUGGCUUAUACGUUCGACGAAAAAGGUCUGGACGUAGCUGCAGCUGCCGCGGCAGCGACAGCGACGCAAAUACCCACUAAUCCGCAUAGCGAGAAGCUGUUGAACACCUUGCUGCGUCAGCAACUCAACCAGAACAUGCACUAUGAUGCGCAUUGGGAGCUCGCGGACUCACUGAGCAACAGCUACAGCAGCUUGUCACUCAAUUCUGCUGGUUUAACAGUGAUAAUCGACACACCACCGGUGCUAUCGAGUCCGGCGAGCAAUCAGACCAAAACGCAGAGUUCACCGCCAUCAAAUUUGAUCUCGUCGAACACGGGCAGUUCGAAUCAAUGCACACUCGAAAAUUCAGAGCGCGAGCAAUUCCAUCACACGCUGAUCGCGCGUUCGGAUUCAAUGGCCGAUAGGAAUCGCAGGCUGCAGAAUCUGCUAGGCAAUCUGAAUCUGAAUCAGUAUCAGUCGGAUCUCAACGGUCGCAUGCCAGUGCUGACAUUGCCAGUGCAUCAAGAACCCGACAUAAACACCAGUCUGUCGUGGAAUCGCUUCGUCGAUGGCUUGGACGGCUCCGAUUCCAAGCCGAAGCAGACCAGACACUAUUACAAGUGGAAGAUCGGCAGGCUGCCGCACGUUAAAAUACGCUUCGACCGUCUCGCCCUGCUGGCUCUGCUCGAUCGCAAUUUGACUGUGUUCGAGACCAUCGUCUCCACGUUUCUGGCGGGUGCGGUUGCAGGACUGGGUCUUCUGUUGCUCCAACAGGGCUUCUAUCGGGACAUCUUUGCGUUCAUAUUUUGCUUCGUGACGGCCGGCUGCCAAUACUCGCUCCUCAAGUCGGUCCAGCCCGACGCUGCGUCGCCUACGCACGGCUUUAAUCGUAUUAUAGUGUUCUCCAGGCCCGCGUACUACAUCCUGUGCUCGAGUCUGAUUCUGAUUUUCAACGAGACGCUUAGGAACUUUAAAUCGUCCGACUUUCGGGUAUACGGAUUGCGCGUCGCCGAUUACGAUCUCAUCUUGCAAGUGCGAAACGUUCUACUAAUAUUCCUGCUGUGUUUUCCAAUCGUAUUCUCGUUAGGACUCUUCCCGCAGAUCAACACAUUUCUCAUGUACGUCUGCGAACACCUGGACAUUCAUCUGUUUGGCGGCAAUGCGACCACCAGUCUGGUAUCAUCAGUGUAUUGUCUAUGCCGCAGCGUGGUCGCGGUUCUCAUCCUCUACGGAUUUGCCUACGGCGCCCUUCUCGAGCCCAAAUCCUCGCAGCACAUCUUGUUCUCGAUAUUCGUCGGUCUACUCGUCGCGAUAUCCUAUCAUCUGAGCCGAUCGUCUUCGGAUCCCACCGUGAUAUGGGACAUCCUCAAGACAAAUUUGUGGCCACCAGAGAUAGGAGACAGGUAUACGGAGGAGAAGGAAGCCAAAAUCAUAGAAAACAUGUCGUCGUCGCAGCCUGAUAACGUAGCCGCGAGUUACAAGGAGACCAAGAGCAAGACGUCCGGCAGGAAGAAAGACGUCAAGAUCAAGGUGGGCGAGCAAAUGUCAGAUACUGAGCUGGUGGAUCCUUUGCCGGAGAAGUUACGCUCGACAGUGAACGCCAGACUGAAGAACGAUCUAAUCGUGUGCGCGGUGAUCGGCACCCUGUCUUUCGGAAUUCAUCGUACAACGGUGUUCACCGCCCUGCAACCGGAGCUCAAUCCGGUACUGUGGAGUAUCGUGAGCUGCCUGGGCUUUCUCCUGCACUACAUCGUGCCGCAGCUGCGCAAGCAGCUGCCUUGGCUGUGCCUUUCGAGACCGGUACUACGUAGUCACGAGCACGCGCAAUUCGAGGUACGGGAGCCGGUGAGGAUCAUGUGGUUCGAGAAAGCCUACGUGGGCCUGUGCUUUCUCGAGCGGAACGUGCUCUAUCCGGUUGUCUUCCUGGGCGCGCUCACCGAGUGCUCGUCCAAGAUCGCCGACAAGUUUGGUGAGAGCGUAGGCGCGCUUAUCGUGGUCAUUUGCGGCCUCAAGUCGCUCAGGUCGGCGUACUCGGACCCGUCCACCCGCUAUCUUGUUCUCGUCUUCGCGGUGCUCUUCUUCCAGCUCGAUUUCAGCAACUUGAGCGAAACCUUCCUGAUGGAUUACUUCGUCACGGGGAUCGCGUUUGCCAAGAUCUACGAGCUACUUCUCAAGAUCCGCUUCGUCGUCACGUACAUCGCGCCCUGGCAGAUCACUUGGGGCAGCGCGUUUCAUGCGUUCGCCCAGCCCUUUUCCGUGCCGCACUCGGCGAUGCUCUUCCUCCAAGCCGGCAUCUCAGCGAUGCUCAGCACGCCCCUGAAUCCGCUGUUGGGCAGCGCGAUCUUUAUCUCAUCCUAUGUGCGACCGGUCAAAUUCUGGGAGAGGGACUACAAGACCAGAAGAGUGGACCACUCGAAUACGCGCAUGUCCUCGCAUCUGGAGCGUAAUCUGGGUGCUGACGACAACAAUCUGAACUCGAUAUUUUACGAACAACUCACGCGCUCCCUCCAGCACAGCCUGUGCGGCGAUCUCGCGCUCGGCCGAUGGGGAAAUGUAGAACAGGGCGAUUGCUUCCUGCUCGCGUCAGAUUAUUUGAACUGCUUGGUGCAUAUAGUCCAAUUAGGUAACGGACUAGUGACGUUCCAAUUGAGAGGUCUCGAAUUUCGAGGAACAUAUUGCCAGCAAAGAGAGGUGGAAGCGAUCUCAGAAGGCAUCGAAGAUAAUGACAACUGCUGCUGCUGCGAAAUGGGUCAUCUGUCGAAUGUGCUUAGCGUGAAUGCGGCCUUCAGCCAACGCUGGCUCGCCUGGGAAGUUGCGAGCGCCAAAUACGUGCUCGAGGGUUACUCGAUCUCCGACAACUCGGCGGGCUCGAUGCUGCAGGUGUUCGAGUUUCGCAAAGUACUGGUUACUUACUAUGUCAAAAGUAUUGUCUUUUACGCCGUGAAGUCGCCCAAGCUGAAGCAGUGGCUGGAAAAUCCGGACAUCAUCGACGCGCUGAAGCCGACACUCGACAAGAACUUCGUCGAUCUCGAUCCUGUCUUCAAUGUGAAGAUCGACGAGGACUUUGAUUUCCGAGCGAGCGGUAUCACGCGGAGCAACUUCUGCAAUGUUUAUCUCGACUGGAUACAAUAUUGCGCUGGUAAACAAGAUAAGACAUUAGAUAGAACACGCGAUUCAUAUCUCGUGUCUCUAUGCCUCUCAUUAAGUCUGUUGGGAAGACGCGUGUUAGGUGCUGCAUCUCAUAAUACAUUAUCAAACGUUGAAUUCUUUCUUUAUGGAUUGCAUGCGCUAUUUAAAGGAGACUUCCGGAUAACAUCAGUUCGCGACGAAUGGGUGCUGCAUGAUGUCGAUCUACUGCGCAGUGUUGUCGCGAAAGGGAUAAGAAUGGCCUUAAAACUGCACCAGGACCACUUCAUGAGUCCAGAACAGUAUGUCGAAUCAGCGGCACUCUUCGAGGCCAUCGACAAUCAUGAUCAGAAUCUCGUCAUCAGUCAUGAAGCGGAUCCUCUUUGGAGAAAUGCUGUAUUGAGUGGUGCACCCAGUUUAUUGGCACUCAGACACGUGCUUGACGACGGCAUAGACGAGUACAAAGUGAUAAUGCUCAAUAAACGUUUCUUGAGUUUCCGAGUAAUCAAAAUGAAUCGCGAAUGCGUCCGUGGACUCUGGGCCGGCCAGCAGCAGGAGCUGGUAUAUCUGAGGAACAGAAAUCCGGAACGUGGUUCGAUACAGAACGCCAAGCAAGCCUUGAGGAACAUAAUCAACAGUUCUUGCGAUCAGCCGAUCGGAUAUCCGAUUUACGUUUCCCCUUUGACAACUAGCUACGCCGAGACUAACGAACACUUGUGCUCGAUAAUCGGAGGACCAUUGACUUUUGGCACCAUAAAGAGCACUGUGUUGAAACUGUGGCGAAGGGUAAGACGAAGAUGUGGUCAAGGUUGUUCCUCGGGCGGCACUGGCUCCCAAGACGAUGGAGGCUUCGGAAAUGACGGAGUAUACGCGAUGACUACGUAUAACAUACACUCUGGCUAUGCUCAAUCGGGUCACAACACUUCCGGUUCUCAAUCGAUGGAGUCUGGCUGUCAAAUCGGUGGUUCGACCGGUCGGGGUUCCCUCGGUCGUGCGAAUACGGGCUCUCUCGGUGGUAACAGAGGCUCACUAGCUUCCGUCGGGAAGCCAACCAGCUCGACACUCGCCAGUUUAGCCGGACUGCUCAGUAGUAACGAUAUUAAAAUGGAAACAAAGAGCGAGACGAGCUUCUCCAGCAAGUUAGAGAAAGAGGAAGUUUUCCAAAGGGUUCGCAUUAUGGACCCUAAUCAAGUAUACGACGCCAUCAAUUUGGGCCGACGUAUAGAUGUGAUUUGGCCGGACGAAAGGAUGCGACAGCAAGGCGGUCGUUCCGGCUGGCAACAUUGGGUACCAGAGAGAGGUAUGGAGGGUUGCGUGGUUCAUCGCUGGUCGCCGAACCAUCGCGAUCCCAAUCGACGGUCGCACGUCGACAAGGUCAUCCUGCUUGUGAAGAUCGAGGACAAGUAUGUGCCGAUAGCCGAGCAAGGUGUGCGGGAUUUGGGAGCGGAGGUUUAGCACAACGGCCGUGUCCAGCCGAGCCUCUGCUUAGCGAAGCGAAAGGUAGCAAUUGAAUGUGAUUGGUUCUUACCUUUGGAUUUAACCAAUCACACUUAAUUGCUACCUAGCGGCUUAGCUAGCGGAGGUUCGGCAAAACGCAGCCAACAUCUCCGAAACGGAUGAAGCGAUAACGUACAGUCACCGUUUUCGUACGCUUGUUCUGCCGACCUGCAGACUCGCGGUAGCGCAUACGCGUCAGCUGCAGCCCAGCGGCGGUCCGACUCUUACUCGAGGUUGCCUGGUACCAGCAAGACGCGAAAGCGCGGAAAUUAAUCUCUAACGCGAACAAAUGAUAUCAUUGACGAUAUCGAACGCUAGUUACCUACCUACUUCCACGAAGUCAAUACUCGCCAUUAGAUUGUAAAUCGAAGGACUCGGAUCAACGACAUGCUCAAUCACGUGAGAUCCUUAACUCAUCUCGAUUGACAAGGUUCACUGUCGUUACAGUCGCAACGUCUUUUUUUUCCAAGGUAUUGGGGAGUCCAUGAUAUUUUUUUAUUUGUUUCACUGUAGAAUUGGAACCUUCUCCGUGUCUUAGCAUGUUGUCACCGCACAUCCUUCCGAUUACAUCUACAUUUUUUUGUUGAUAUUGUACUUAGAAGUUUCGUAGAUCGAUUCGAUGAUAUUCUCGCUUUCCAUCUUGAUCGUCGUUGAAUCGCUUUAGUUUCGCUCAUCGGACAUUACGACGCGAAACGUAGAUAUAUUGCAAGAAUUGUAGAUUGUGUGUGUGUGCAUGUCGUAUGCGUGUGUGUGUGCGUGCGUGUGCGUGUGUGUACGGAGAGAGAGGGGGAGAG
Temnothorax curvispinosus is the source of this 8231-nucleotide messenger RNA. It is a transcript of the gene pcx, whose product is annotated as pecanex-like protein 1. NCBI's taxonomy places the organism in Eukaryota, Metazoa, Arthropoda, Insecta, Hymenoptera, Formicidae. Bases 436 to 7395 code for a protein of 2319 amino acids. The record is from RefSeq and is a predicted model, not a curated record. The transcript has 16 exons. Gene Ontology annotation, cellular component: endoplasmic reticulum; membrane. Gene Ontology annotation, biological process: endoplasmic reticulum organization.